CUGAAAAGAAGGAUGACGAGCAGUCUGAGGAUGAACUGCCCAAGUUGGCUCAUUUAAUUGGUGGAGAUAAGCUGCCAGCCAUGAAGAAUGGUGUGGAGGAAGACAUCAAACGUGCAAAGCUGCAAACAAUGAAGGAACUUUUCCCCCAGAGAAGUGACCAGGAUUUAUUACAAUUGAUAGAAUCGACACAGACAAUGGAUGAAGCGAUAACUGCUGCUUUGAACUUCAGUGAUGAAGCUACCUUUCGCAAAAGGAAACUAAAAGGUUCUCCCACACACCGUGUCAACAGUGAUGAGGAAGAUGCAAAAAAGCCAAAAGCUAAUAACGUAAGUAUUGGUUUUUCUGUCCAAGUGCUAUGA
This is a messenger RNA of Oxyura jamaicensis (ruddy duck), 359 nucleotides long. RefSeq names its product SWI/SNF-related matrix-associated actin-dependent regulator of chromatin subfamily A containing DEAD/H box 1-like. The transcript is spliced from 4 exons. The coding region runs from base 81 to 359 and encodes 92 amino acids. Gene Ontology annotation, molecular function: ubiquitin binding. Lineage: Eukaryota; Metazoa; Chordata; Aves; Anseriformes; Anatidae. The record is from RefSeq and is a predicted model, not a curated record.